CCCCUGAUUGGGCCCGCCCCACUCCGCCCGCUCCAGCCCCGCUCCCGGCGGGGACGCUAGCUGAGCCGGCGCUGGCUGCCUGGCCCUGGCCAGAGAUUUAAAGCCCGCAAGUUUUGUUCUUGAGACCAAUGACUUUGCUCCUCCGUGAGGUGGAAAGCAGACCUCCGAUUUGGACGUUUAGGGAGCUGGGCUUGCACUUGGUCCAGAUUCCAGUUUGCAGUGGAACAUUUAUUGAUUUUUGGUUGAGGAUCUACACCUGUAACAUCUCUGAAGUCUUCCCAGCAUCCUUCCCCUGGCCUCCUACACAGUCAAAGUUCAUGUUCACUGAAAGAAGUAUAUGAGCUAGCUGUUCAUGAGGCCACCCACCAGACUUAAUGAAGGAUGCCAACGUGGAAGAAUUUUGAUGUUACAGUGUCCUCACUCGAUAGUGUAUUUCAUUCUUUUGCAAUCCUAGAAAAAAUGGUAUUAUUUCACACUAUUGUGGGAAAUAGAAGAUCCUUUUCUAUUUUUAAUGACUAACAUGUAUUAAUAUGGACAUUAAUUCAACAAAAUACCAAGUUCUAUGGUGUCAAAGCAGCAAGCACCCAUUUGAAACUGAUCCCAAAUAAAAACAGACCUGAGUGGACAUGAGAAUGUUUGUUAGUGGCAGAAGAGUAAAAAAAUGUCAGUUUAUUCAAUUAUUUGCCACUUGUUUUAUACUAAGCCUCAUGUUUUUUUGGGGACACAUUGAUAAUCACAUCGUGAGCCAUAUGAAGUCCUACUCUUACAGAUACCUCAUAAAUAGCUAUGACUUUGUGAAUGAUACCCUGUCUCUUAAGCACAGCUCAGAGGGGGCUCGCUACCCAUACUUGAUUAACCACAAGGAGAAAUGUCAAGCUCAAGAGGUCCUCCUUUUGCUGUUUAUAAAGACCGCUCCUGAGAACUACUAUCGCCGAUCUGCGAUUAGAAGAACGUGGGGCAGUGAGGAGUAUGUUCGGUCUCAACUCAAUGCCAACAUCAAAACUCUGUUUGCCUUAGGAACUCCUAAUCCCCUGAAGGGAGAAGAACUACAAAAAAAACUGGUUUGGGAAGAUCAAAUAUACAAUGAUAUCAUUCAGCAAGACUUUGUUGAUUCUUUCUAUAACCUUACUCUUAAAUUGCUUUUGCAGUUCAGUUGGGCAAAUACCUUUUGUCCACAUGCGAAAUUCCUGAUGACUGCUGAUGAUGACAUAUUUAUUCACAUGCCAAAUCUUAUUGAAUACCUUCAAAGUUUAGAACAAAUUGGUGUCCAAGACUUUUGGAUUGGCCGUGUUCAUCGUGGAGCCCCUCCCAUUAGAGAUAAAAGCAGCAAAUACUAUGUCUCCUAUGACAUGUACCAAUGGCCGGCUUACCCUGACUAUACUGCUGGUGCUGCCUACAUCAUCUCUGGUGAUGUGGCCGCCAAGGUCUAUGAGGCAUCUCAGACACUGAACUCCAGUCUCUACAUAGACGAUGUGUUCAUGGGCCUCUGUGCCAAUAAAAUGGGGAUAGUACCACAAUACCAUGUGUUUUUUUCUGGGGAAGGGAAAGCUCCUUAUCAUCCCUGCAUCUAUGAGAAAAUGAUGACAUCUCAUGGACACGUACAAGAUCUUCAGGACCUUUGGAAGGAUGCUACAGAUCCUAGAGUAAAAACUGCUUCAAAAGGGUUUUUUGGUCAAUUAUACUGCAGGCUAAUUAAGAUUCUUCUCCUUUGCAAAUUGACCUAUACAGACACGUAUCCUUGUAGGGCUGCUUUUCUCUAAUAGCACUUGAAUGUUUUUACUGUCACUGAGCCAAACCUGGAUGGAAAACCCAUUAAAUGUUUGUCUGAAUACGGAGUAAAUGAAUAUGAAAGUCAAAAGAAAUAUUUUGAAAGCCCAGUCUAUCAGAAUGUUUCUUUGAUUAUAGAAGCCAAUCAGUAUCAAUUAUCUGCUUCAUGGCCUAAAUUCAUUUAAAGGAGUUCAUAUUUACAAAAGGGUUAUAUCAUGAAUAGAAACAAAACGAAUGAGAAAUUCACCUCUCAUUUAAUGCCACAUGUAUAUUGGAAGUGUGAGUUGUGAACCUUGGUAUUAGAAAAACAACUUUUUAGAGACAUUAAUAUAUCGUUAGACUGGGUAUUCUAGUUUAUUUCUGUUCCCUGCUCCACCACUUGGCAGAGGCAGUGGGGCAGGGAAGGGUUGGAAUGGGAGAAAGUACAUGAAUCUGGCAAAAGAGUCUUUUGUUCUUAAAAGAUGUAGGAUGAUGUCUACUGUUUCAUUAAAAAUAGCUGAAUCACCUAAUGGUAAUAUCCAUGUAGCUAUUUGCCUAGAUACUGUUGGCAUCAUUUUAAAUAUCUUUUUCUCAAAGUUUAAUGUGAACUUUGAGAAUCAAAAUCAUUGGCUCUGCCCUAACUGGUACUUCAUUUCUUUUUCCUUUCCCUCUAAUAUUAGAGAAUGGCACAAAACAUGGGCAUUCUCAUGUUUGAUGAUAGGGUGCUAAUUUAGGGAGAAAUGAUCAUCAGUUCCAAUAAGCUGAUUUAAUGAAUUUUUCAACUGUUUUUUAAAUAUUCAAUAUUGUUUAAGGUAGUUAUUUAAAUGUUUUUUUGCAUAGGUGAAUAUAUUACUGGAGGAGACUUCAAAAAGAAAAAUAGGGCUGGGGUGGAGCUCAGUAGAAGAGCUCUUGUAGCUUGCGUGUAGCCCUGGGUUUGAUCCCCAGCACUGCAAAACCAAAAGCCUCCUUCCUCUCUGAUUUAUAAAAUAAACCUUAGUUUGUAAUUUCUUGUACUGAUUAUUAAAUAUAACCCACCUCUUCCCAGCAAGGUCUCAGAAACCACACUAUUUUGUUCCAAGUUCAGAGUCAAUUUUAAAUUGCGAGUAUUAAAUGUCAAAUCAAAGCUUUCGUAUCUAAAACAAUCUAUUUGAUCAAAUAACUAUUAGAAAUGAGCUUUAUUUUUAAAAUAUUUUAAACUUGAAAGCAGAGUAAAAGUGAUAAUAGAGAGUUGCCAGAUGAGAUUGAAAGUGUUUGUAAAGCUCCAGGUUCCUUUGUGAUCAGAGAUGUGGUAAAGUAAGUUACAUAUAUUUUACAAAGCAGGAUAAAAUUGUGGCCAUGAUGCAAACAACCUCCCCUCACUACAGAAUUAGGUUAUGUGCAUUACCAGGGAGAUUAUAUGAAGGCCAAAAUAGUGAUUUCAGCAAAAAUAGUUGAACUGAUUAUAAAACCUUUAGCUGCAGAGAAACCUGACGGGGACAACUCAGAUGUCUCAUGGGAUAAGAUGAUUUCUGAAACAUGCAAAACAAAACUAAAAGAUUUCUCAGUAUACACAACUGGAUGAUGAUAUUUAUAAUUUGUAGCAGGUAGAUUUUUAAUGUUUACAGGAAUUUUUGUUAAUUUUUUCUCCUAUUUUGAAAAUUUGAGGCUUGUUUACAUUGCUUAGGUAAUUACACUAGUGUCAAACAUUGUAGGUUGUAGUUACUGUAUUUAGAAUAGACUCAGAAUCUUAGAUCAUUACAGUUUCAAAUUUCUGACCAAUUUUAAAAAUGGUAGAGAAAAAAAGCACAUUUUGACAAAGCAAGUUUAUGAGUAAUUUUUAUUAGUUGAUUCCUUAAUGACUGUUUGCCUUUGGGCCAUAUAUACCCUGUGUUUCUCUCUAUUCUAGGAACUAUUAAAAUUUGCCAUUGGUUGAAAACCUCAGCAUCUCUCUGGCCAUCGAAGUGAUCUUGUUUACAGCAACACUUUUGUGAAACGGUUAUUUAUUUGUUGAAAGAGCUCUCUGGAACUGUGUUCAUCUUUUUUUUUUUUUUGCUUAGAAUGGAAUGGAACAGGUUUAAAUUUUAAGGAAAUAUGAAGGUACUUUCUUUGUUUUAGAAGAAGGAAGCUGCCUGAUGAUUCCUUCAUCAGACUUCAAGUACUGAGGAGAAUAUUUGUAAAUAGAAGUGUUUUAACCUUUUAAAAAGGAAGGGAAAACAAAAACAAAAACUUCAUGGUGCUCCAAUGCAGGUUUUUUU
Messenger RNA from Marmota monax (woodchuck), 3980 nucleotides. RefSeq names its product UDP-GlcNAc:betaGal beta-1,3-N-acetylglucosaminyltransferase 5 (gene B3gnt5). Gene Ontology annotation, biological process: brain development. The coding region runs from base 627 to 1760 and encodes 377 amino acids. Gene Ontology annotation, cellular component: membrane. Lineage: Eukaryota; Metazoa; Chordata; Mammalia; Rodentia; Sciuridae. The transcript has 3 exons. The record is from RefSeq and is a predicted model, not a curated record.